Messenger RNA from Perkinsus marinus ATCC 50983, 698 nucleotides. RefSeq lists its product as hypothetical. NCBI's taxonomy places the organism in Eukaryota, Perkinsozoa, Perkinsida, Perkinsidae. The annotation marks the transcript as partial. The transcript has a single exon. The record is from RefSeq and is a predicted model, not a curated record.
AUGUCCAAUCUCGACACGGAUGAAGACUGUAUAGGUCGAGGGGUAUCUAAGGAGAAGAUUCUCAGUGAGAAGUUCAGAACAGGAGGUUGGCUCGGUUACGACUGGCUCUGUGGCGAGCGAAUUGAUGUUAUCGAUGUGCGGCUGCGACAGAUAGAAUUGGCGAAGGAAUCCAAGGUCACGGAGUCUGCCCUGAGAUCAGCAUUUGGCAAGUUCUUCGACCCCAUGGGUCUUUUCGCGGAAGUGUCCUUGGAGCUCAGAUGGGCGGCUCGGCUGGCUCAUGAGAGACUGAAGCAGAGGAGGAAGGACUUCGAAGAUGGUACGGACAUUGUGGACGAGGAGACGGCAUCUAUUAUAUUGAGUACCAUUACUGCAUGUAACUCAUUCCUGCAAUCUGAUCGUAUUCUUCCCCCUCGCUAUCUUGAUGUGUCUACUUUAUUCGUCUUCGUCGAUGCCUCUGAGGCCUGCAUUGCUAUUGAUAUUCGAGUCGGUUCGGGUGCUCGUCUCUUUGCUAAGUUCAGUGUGACUCCGGGAGGCACGAUUCCCAGGAGAGAAUUGGAAGCAAUGCGCCUCGGUGUUGAGCAGUUGUAUAGCAUUGUUAUGGCAUUGAGGUCCAAAGUCACGAGGUCUGUCAUCCUCGGUGAUAGUAGUAUUACAUUAUUCCGUUUGAGAGCGGUCUUGUCUGGCCACGGCCAGAAGAU